AUGGCUCGAUUGAUGCUGUUUCUUUUGCUGAUCGCCCCUUCGAUUCUUACCUCUAACGCUGAAAGUGGACAAAAGGUAAUUCAGUUUAAAAUAUUGCGUUUUCACCAAGACAAUUUUAGCUUAACUCUCCCCAAGUUGAAUGUGAUGGCGUUGAUUUUCGCGCUUAAUAUUUUAUCCUAUGACGUAUUAUGGGCUAUUGAUGCUUACGCUUCGUUCACACGAAGGUCACAGAGGUCGAAAAUUUGACUGGCGUGUUGUGAACACCAUGGCCGUUGAAAUUCUUGUACUCCAAAGGUGUGGUUGCAUGGAUGCGUGGUUAUUCAGCUGGGAGACGCCAUUUUAGAUUUGCUAAAGUAGCGCUCUGCAAUUAGGCGGAUGGUACAACCAUCGUAGAAAUUAGAAUUCAAUCCGGUUUGUCAUUUUUAUGUGAACAGAGCGAAAAUUUUGAACGGUCCCGCGUGAACGAAAUUUUUAGCCGGUUACACAAUUGUCCGAUGCCGUGAUGUGAACGCUAAAGAACAAGUGUCUGACAGCCACGCAUUAUUAUGACUCAAGGGCUUAUUGAAUAAAAGGGUAAGAAUCUCAUUCACGUGCCUCGACUAACGAGACCCGUAUUUAUAUGGCCAUUUACAUAAUAAUAUAUAGCGAAGUUACUCAUUUGUCUAUAAUCAGUUAUUAAAUACAUUAAUAACAAAAUAUGGUACCACUUCUUAUUUUACAUGUGUUUUCGCAGGCCUAUACAUUCAGGUUAUCCAAAGAUAAGUACGAAAGGAUCAAAGUCGAUGCUAACAAGAACUCAGAGACUUUCUCUUUGCGUCAAGCUUCCUCGGGCAAGAACGAAGGAGACUAUGUCUACGACUUCAACAAGGUCAGUAACUAACAUAAAAGGUCAAACCCCCUCAACUAAAUUUAAUCUAAAUCUGGAGUCUUCUUUUUUUCCAUUUCUGUUUAAAACUUGAAAUUAUUUCUAAUGCGAUCUAGUCAAACCUUAGUUUCUCUGAUUUUCGGUCUUUAUAACGUUAAGAUAAAAGGCGGAUAUUAAAUGCGAAAUUAUCACUGCGCAGUUUUGCGGAAACGAUGUCUCUGAAAUGGACAUAAAACGCCAUUUUUUUAUGGUUUCUGACAGAACAUAAAGCAAGAGGACCACAACUAUAUACAAGAUGAUAUAAAAGAGCCUCUUGAUUUCGUAUCAAUUAGCCUGUAUAAUAAGUUACGACUGGAGUUUUCAUAAAAUAAGUCGACGCCGAAAGAGAUAUAGUUGACACGGCACUAAGCAAGCAAAGAAAAAUUAGAAGCCUAAUCUGGGACUCUCACUUUUGUUUAGUUGGUUUGAUUCAAAAUGUUAAACUAAAAAGGUAACUUUGAUAAAAUUACCUAUUAGACAAUCACGUACGUUCUUUUUAUUUAUUUAUUUAUUUUUUUUUUCUUCACUAAUCUUUUGUAUCUAUUGCUUUGUAUUGGUUUAACUUUACUGCAGAACUUGACGAUGAUUCGAUUGCCAGAGGUAAAGGCCUGCUUUUUGAGAUACUCCAUCGGAAACGUUCCUCGACCUGCUGACCUGCUGAAACUACUUCAGUUGGUACGUGUCUGAUGAUCUAAAACAAACCACGUUAGAAUUAGCGUCAAGCUAAUUUUUAAUGUACGAGUUUUUCACUUACGUUUCUAGAAUACAGGCAGCAAUUAAUAUCGGAAAAAAGGACUUAAUUGAGGCCAGUUAGGCCUGUAAUCAUACGCGAUACGAAUGAUUAAGCAAAAUCAGGCGGGCCAUUUAACGAGUAUCCGAUUCGUCUAAUUAUAACACCAGCUGAUUACAGAGAGAAUUUAAUAACACGAACUUCCUCAACAGUUUAUCAUAAUUUAACAAAAAUUACAGUGCAAAGAGAAGAACACACUUUAAGUUUUAAUGUCUUUUUUAUAUAUAUCUAAGGAGACAAGAUCCACCCAAUCGGUUUUUGGCCACACUUAAGAUAAAAGAACCCAUUUGAGUCCAAUCUCGUCAAAUUUCAGCGCUAUCAUUAGUUUUUAAGAAUCACUGCAUGAUGUCUUUUUUUACCAUCCAGUUACACGUUCUGUCCUUUUAGUAAUUUCUAAAUCAAGGUUACCACUAGCUAAUUACACUGGAGAGAUUUGUUUAAAGUAUUUGUUUAUUUAUUUAUUUCAGUUACUAAUUUCUUUAUUUAUUCAUUCCAAGUUCUACCUGAAAUUUUGCUGACCCUGGCAACCUAUUGAUAAUUCCACUCGAAAUUAUUAAUUAAUUUUUCACUCUGGUUUACACAACUCACAGAUGCAGAAGAGUGCAGAUUCUAAAGUGACCACUGCGUCAGAGGAGAAUUUCAAGGCUAUUGGCAAGCUGAGUGAUCGUUCGGGCUUGAGUGACGAGAUGAAGGAUCUGUGUGCAGAGUUGCCAAUUUACCGAAUCCGGAAGAUAAAUGAGAAACAGAAUGACGCUGAUCAAAUGGAAGAUCCAAUAAUGGGUGCAAACGAUUUAACAGAUGUAGCAAAAGAAGGGGUUAAAGGUAAGGUUGUAGAAGCUAUAACAAUUAUACAAUUGUCUCAUGUUUUAAAACAGGUGAAAGGAUUGAUCAACUAAAAGGCAACAUUUGUAGGCCCUGCAAAUGUAUAACUAAGAGUGAACCAAAGGCAUCAUAUCAUCUUUUUGCAUAAAGACCCCUUUAUACCAAGAAACCCGUUUAAUUUAAACCAGAUUUAACAAAAAAGAAACCUGAAAAAAAAUCCAUAGUUUUUAUCAGUCUAAGCUUUGUGUUUUCAAUUUCAAACAAUGGCGCCGUCCACACCCAUAGUCCAGGAAGGCCGAAACCGCAUCCUGCCCCAUGCUACUGUUAUAUUUGCGUCCGCACGAAUUCUCUGUGUGGCUGUUUCAGGUUUGGAUUCACCCAUCCACAAGAAAACGCUACUACAAUUUACAUUUGCUAACUACCAUUUUUUUCCCCCACUCUUCCUCGAUGGCCAGGCCUGCCUUUAUGUUUACAAUUACUUGACAAGGCUGAUCGGACAGUUAUAAAUGCAAAUCAUUUGCCCAAUAUUUCUCCGGUUAGGCACAAAUAACCUUGAUUGGGUGCUUACAUUACAAGGACGUUACAGUUCUGCCUAUAGAUAAUUGUUCCAUCAGGCACUUAUGAACCCUGGACAAACCCAAAAUUGGCUCUGAACAAAUCCAAAAUCGGCUGUCACGAUGCAGACAACGAGUUGAAAAACAAAUUGUUGUCUACCACUUUGAAUUUGAAAAAACAAAAAAUUUACUUUGAAUUCGAAAAUAUCUGGUUUCUGAUCGUCUAAUAUACAAAUCGGUUUAAAAAAGACUGCGAUUUUUAAUAGAUGCGGUUUCGACGAGGGGAUUCACUGGUUUCGUGUGGCCGAUUCGUGUAAAAAAAAUAUAUGUUUUCAAAAGUCGUAUCAACUCUAUGUACCAGGGUAUAAUUUACUUCAAUACAGUUUGGGUUACCCUUUAUCUAUCAGUAAACAUUGCAAUGACUAUACUUACUGUAAAAGAACCAAGCAUCUCAGUAGAGAUAAAAAUUCACUCGUCUAAAGUCUAAAAACUACUACCCUACCUCAAAGCUGUUUGUUAGGCUUGCAGUUAAAUUACCUGAAAAAGUGUAUAACUCCCCUACCAUUUGUACCUAUAGGUUACGUAAGGAAAAGGGUGUGCAAACGAGUUUGUAGAGACGUGCCCAAAUGCGUCAAUGUCCCAAAGGUUAGCUGCAGUUGGAGAGGCUGUAAAACUUCUUGGCACCGAAAUUGCUGGAUCGUUAAGACCGUAUGCCCGUUGGCCUGCACAUAUGUUAUGGUCAAAGCUGGCUAA
Messenger RNA from Porites lobata, 3823 nucleotides. The record is from the annotation of a GenBank genome assembly. Lineage: Eukaryota; Metazoa; Cnidaria; Anthozoa; Scleractinia; Poritidae.